Molecule: messenger RNA, 4902 nt
Organism: Fonsecaea erecta
Lineage: Eukaryota; Fungi; Ascomycota; Eurotiomycetes; Chaetothyriales; Herpotrichiellaceae
Exons: 2
Coding region: 1-4902 (1633 amino acids)
Biological process (GO): histone catabolic process
Cellular component (GO): Lid2 complex
Molecular function (GO): ubiquitin-protein transferase activity; chromatin binding
Source: RefSeq, a predicted model, not a curated record
AUGUCGACAGUUGAGAGUCCUCCAGUCGCGACAGCACCACCAGACCCCCGACCCAACGAGCCGUCAGAUGCACCAGCACAUACACAGAGCGAUGCACCGUCAAGCGCACUUGGGAAUGGUAGUCGAAGUGUAGAUGUGUCGCCUGGACCUGAGACUGCGCCCGCGCCUACGCUCACGCCUGCGGGCCCCCUCGACACGCCCCAGUCACAGCCCAUGACUGCGACCGCGUCCACUUCCUCGUUACAGCCGCCCCUCGAGAAUGGAGACAAUUCUAUCACUGGCCCGUACGGCACUCGCUCAAGAAAUCGGACAGGUGGCACGCGCCCAAACUACGCCGAGGACCGGGAGUUGGAUCUCGAAAUAGAGGCACUGUCCAAACCGAGUCGGUCGAGUAAGCGAUCAUCUGCCGCAGCGAGCGAGCAGCAGCAGCAGCAGCCUUCGACUCCGAGCUUUGCAUCCGUCAACAACUCUCAUCACGACAAGCCCUCUGAAACUGCCCCUGCGCCCAAUGCAUCAACACCCGCUCCUAACACGGCUCCUGCACCUUCGAAGAAAAGAAAACAUCCCGGCAGCAAUCAUACCGUGGCCGCAAACUCAACGAUGGGCAACGGUUCGCGCUCGAAACCUAUCGCCUCGGUGCCGUUCAGAGGCUAUGUCGAAACAAAUAUGAUGAGCUUUAAACGCUCUGGAUAUAAGCUGAAUGCUAAAAAUCAACUGGUCGCCGAUGACGGCACCACCAUUCAGGCCAACGACCAUGUCUACCUCAUCUGCGAACCUCCGGGAGAACCCUACUACCUUGCGCGUAUCAUGGAAUUCCUGCACGCGAAGAACGACCCCGACGGUCCCAUCGAUGCCAUUCGAGUCAAUUGGUACUAUCGCCCCAAAGACAUCCUCCGAAGAGUCCAGGACACACGGGUUGUCUUCGCUUCGAUGCAUUCCGACACCUGCCCCCUCACAUCGCUGCGCGGGAAAUGCAACAUCCGUCAUCUCUCGGAAAUAUCUAAUAUGGACGAAUACCGCGGCCAGCAAGAUUCUUUUUGGUUUGAUAAAUUGUAUGACCGCUACAUGCACCGAUAUUACGAGGUCAUUCCCACGAGCAAGGUCGUCAACGUCCCGCAGCAUGUCAAGACUGUCCUAGAUCAACGCUGGAAAUUUGUCUUGGUUGAGAUCGGCCGCGGUCGUGAUCUGACCAGUGAGAGCAAAAAGUGUACAAAGUGUGAACAGUUUGCGAGCAACCACGACUCCGUGGACUGCGCAGUUUGCAAGCGGACAUACCACAUGCAGUGCGUCCGGCCACCGCUGCUGAAAAAGCCUGCUCGAGGGUUUGCGUGGGCCUGUGCCCAUUGUAGCCGGGCCCAGGAAAUGAAAAUGGACAAUCGAAAUACACCCGCAGGCUCAGAAGUUGGUCAUGGGGACGAAGACGACCCCAUGGAUGAGGACGAGGACGAGAAUCACGCAAAGAGUCGGGACACCCGUGAAAGCAGCAUCGCACCCGAGCCACAUCCGGCACCGACCAAGGAACAAAUUGCCCAGGCAAAUCUGUGGCCAUGGCGGUACCUCGGUGUUCACUCUCGGGUUGAAGAUGCACUAGACUAUGAUGAUCGGAUAUAUCCUCGAGCAAGCUCCAGAUUAGGCCCUCGGCACCAAGCCAACGUCAAUGUGUGGCACGGGCGUCCCGUUGAAUUAGUGAAGCCUGCUGAGAUCAAGCGAAAAUACUUGAAAAAUGCGCAUCACAUCAAGGGUGCCAAAGGCUCCAAGGACACCGGCACCGAUACCGACAGAGAUCAGAAGCUGAAGCGUCCUAAGUGGGUGAUUGACGAGCCGGUUGGCUACGUCCCCCGAGGACAGGAUGAGCCUGUUGAAAUCAAGGGCAAAAAAGAGCAUACUGCUCAAUUGCUCUUCAAGAUGCCGGAACCAGGACAACUUUCAGAAAGAGGGGGUGAUGACGUUUCGGGACCUGUUGAUCCAGAGUACUUGGUUGACGACUACAUGGCGAGGGUCAAACCAAUUGCUGCCAAAUACAAUCUGCUCGAUUCGUCUGUUGACUUUCUCACCAAAGCGAUCGAAAAGCUGCAAGAGAAUGAAUAUAAUGUCGAGAAGGCAUUGAAAGCCAUGACGGAACUCAGCUUGAAGGGUGACUUGAAGCAGCCUGAGCUCUCCCGCGACGAAAUUAAGCGUUUCGAAGAAGGUGUAGCUAAAUACGGAAGUGAGCUCCAUGCUGUGACUCGCCAUGUUGGAAAUGUCAAGGAAUCUCGGAUUGUUCGGUUUUACUAUAUGUGGAAAAAAACCGAAAAGGGUCGACAGAUCUGGGGCAAUUUCGAGGGCCGACGUUCGAAAAAGGAAUCCAAACGAGCGGACAAAGAGGGCAAUGUGCCCAAACUCCUGGACGAUGUUGCUCAUGACCAGGAUGACUCGGCCUUCGAUGAUGAGAAGGCGGCGCAGAAGAAGCGAAGCUUUGUCUGCAAAUUUUGUUGGACUCAACAUUCCAGGCAAUGGCGACGUGCACCGGGAACGCCACCGGGCACACUGGUACCCAAGGAUCCCUCGGCGAAAAACAGUAAAGAUAAGAGUGGGUGGCUCACACUGGCUCUAUGUGGCCGAUGUGCCUAUCUUUGGCGCAAAUAUGCUGUCCAGUACGAAGAUAUCGAGGAAAUCUCAAAGAAAAUUGCAUCCUCGGGAAGCCGGGCAGCAAAGCGCAAAGUGGAUGAAGAACUCUUGCGUCUUAUCCUUGAGGCGCAUCAGAUGUCUGGCGAUCCCAUCCCUCCACGAGCGGUCGACGAGGUCAACAAGGCUGGCUUGGAAGUGCCCCAAAACAUCAUUCAACCCGAGGAGCCUCCCAAGAAGAAGGGCAAGCUCGACAAAGACGCCACGCAACCCGCUCCUGAUGUCGUCCCGGAGAAGAAGAAGGCGCCUGAAAAGCCGCCCGAACCUGCCGCGAUCGAGCCGGAUCCGCCCCGGGUCAAGGUCCAUCCCUGUGCCGUGUGUCGGGUCAUCGAUGCUCCUGGUCUGGAACUGCUUAAGUGCCGUGACUGCAGACUUCAUGUACAUGGUGCAUGCUAUGGAGUUGGGAAAAAGACAAACACGAAACCAUGGUUUUGUGACAUGUGCCGAAACGACCACAACCUACAGGUCUCAACGACCUACGAAUGCGUUCUCUGUCCUGUCAAAUACACAGCCCAAGAGCUUAUGGAGCCUUUGAGAACAUCGCACAAGAAGAAGAGUGAUCGGGAACGUGAAAAGGAACGCAUCGAACGAGAGAUCAUACAAGAAGCCAGCCGGAGAUGGCGAAUGGAACAAGAAGCAGCAGGUCGUCCUGUCAACCCCCGUGAGGCCCUCAAGAGGACUGCCUGGAACAACUGGAUCCACAUCACUUGCGCCCUCUGGACCAAGGAGAUCAAAUUUGGCAAUUCGGAAUUGCUUGAUGAUGCAGAAGGCGUGGGUUUCAUCCCCCCAGAACGCUUUGAGCCGAUAUGCAAAAUCUGUAAGCUAUCUGGGAUGCCUACGGUGAAAUGUCACAUGGCCAGCUGCACCGCCUACUUCCAUGUCGGCUGUGCACACCAGGCAGAGUACAUAUUCGGCUUCGACGUACAACCGGUCAAAAGUAGCAGACGCGACACGGCCAACAUCAUGAAACUCGGUUCAGAGACUGGCAUUGUCACCGCAGGGAUCUGGUGCCCGACCCAUGUUCCUACUACUUGGGUGCACGGCAUGCUCGAAAUGACGGACGCCGAGAUAACGGCCAUGCAAUUGUUCGCUCGCACUUAUAAGCAGGUGGACAACUCUGUGACAGGCACUGUCCGGCGCGCUGCGCAGUUUGCCACCAAUUUUGCGAGCUCUGCACCCGCGGUCCAGCCGCAUCAGCGGCGGGAAAGUACUGUCAACGGGGCGCCAAAUGGAACCAUCAGUCAUACUGAGAAGAAUGGUGGCACGAGUCUUCGAGAAUCCCCUGGAGCCACUGGAGUGGGCGAAAUGCUGGUGGGCUCUGACACAGCACCAGCUGAAUCCGCGGCGCACGAAGCCUCCAAGAAACGGAGCGGCACUCCCAAAAAGUGCUGUACUUGUCUUGUGGAUGCCAGUCCCAGAUGGUGGCCCCUCCAACAAGAACCACCGCCAGCUGCUAAUGGCACACUGAUUGAAAUGGUCACGGACGAAACUCAGGUGAACGGCUCACUGGAUACUGUUGUAACCAAUGGCGCGGUCAAAGCUGAACCCGCAGACGGUACGACUCUUACCGCAACCGCUGGUGGCAAAGACCGCACGAUGUAUCAGUGCCACAAGUGUCAUAUUCUCAGGCGAACACCCCCUUCAUCUCCAUCACAGGUCAAGCCUCGUGAGAAGCCUGUACCACUGGAUCCGGAGCCAUACAAACACCAGCCACCGUUCCCUCCACCACCCAACGUCUACACGUUGAAUAGACCACCAAUUGAAGCACCACCGCAUUCUCAUCCUCUUCCUCCACCUCUUCCAGCUCCAACGUCUCAUUAUCCACCUUGGCAGAGCGGUCCUCCUCCCCAAUGGUCCUCGCCCGGCGUGCGAGCAGCACGUCACCCUUCUCCGCCAGCUCCGCCACUCUACGGUCAGCCUCUUUAUCGACCCCCUCCUCCGCCUACACUACCCCCGCCGCCACCAGCCCCCGAAUACAGUCAAUCACCUUAUAGGCGGCCAGGGCACCAUUCGCCAUAUGGCACCGUACCCACCUCCCCCCACCACCCGGCCCAGGUCUGGUGCCUCAGCAUUCACCCCCUCCCUCAGCGGCUUAUGGGCAUCACCCUCCUCACCAUCCUCAUCACGCUCAUCAUAGCAUUCCACCGCCUCCAGUUCCACCGCAAGUCACGCGUCCACCAUCACCUCCACGAUAUAGCUCUGACCGGCCCCCGGUUCCACCACCCCAUCUUGGACUAG